UGUAUUUGUUGCGUGUGUGUUAGUGCGUAAUGGCUUUCCCAAUACUGUACAUGGGAGUGCUUAAUUGACUUUGCAGGCGUGUGCGGCAAACACACACUCACGGAGGGGCGUGGUGAUGUGAGAGGUGCAGCCUUUUAUCAAUACCACCGGCAGGCCGACUGGAAGAUGAGCGCAUCAACCUUUGAAUCAUUAAUCAUCCGUGGUGUCUGGGCUUGCUGCGUUCAGCAUCUUCAUGUUAACAAACUCCCAUCAGCCGGUGAAACUAAGCAUUAAAAUGCGACAAAUGGGGCCGAAACAUCUCCAAAACAAACAGGAUUAGUUGCUGUUGUGUUGCAUUAACACAAAGUGACAGUCUUCCUCAGGGCUUGUAAGCAAAAGGUCACAGGUUUGAUCUUCUUGGUGCAGCCUGUCUUAGAAAUGUAGCCAUGCUGUCCUGCAACAUCUUAAAACAACACAUUAGGCCUAAUCCAAUGUGGAAAAUUGUGGAUGGAUGCUGUACAAAACAAGACCAAAAUGUUUUUUAGUGAGUAUGAAUUCAUUAAAAAAAUGCAUUUAGCCAGAAUAAACCCCUUUAUUAAACUACUGAAUGAUUUGAAGUAUGCUAACUGAACGUGGACAGCCCACUUGGAUGUAGCCCAAUAAAGCUAUUAGCCUAAUUAGCAGGCCGCUACAAGAAGGGAAUGAAAGCGAUGUUGGCUGUAAUAUUUCUUAAGAAGUGAAUGCUGAGUUAGACGAAACUUAAAAAACGUGUUCGUCGUGAAAUUCCGCUCGUUGCGUCGCGUUGCUUGCGGUGCAUUUCCAAAAUGACUCAAUCGUCGACCAAACAAGCAACAUGAAGCUCAGUGUAUUAUAUUGUACUUAACUACGUGAGCUAUAAUGUCAACACUAGCCACGCCCAAGACUGAAGAUCCACUUUGAUUCAAUACAAAUGUCUUUUUUUUGGUGGUGGUGGGGGGGUGUCAGUUGAAUUCCUGACAUUUGUCGUGCCAUUUGUCAUUAGUUAGUAAAUCAAGUUGUUGUGUGACUGGUUUGUCUGCUGAAAUGUUUCCAAUGAUGAGAUUAGCAUCACCUGAUGGGGGACAAGAUGCUCUCUCAUAGCUUCUGUUUCUUAUCACCCAACAAAAAUGCUGAAUUAAGUAUUAAUAUUUAACAUAAAAUACCUAGAGAUAGUUUUAUCUACCUUUAGAAGUAAUACAAUGUCAUGUUUGUUGCAUUUGAUAGCGCUCUCACAGUGAAACUCCACCUGCUUCACCCUAUCUGACCACGAGGUGUCACUAUUACAGCGUCUUCAGCCCUGUCAGCAGUAUUUGAAUGGGUCCAAGCACAAGAUUGUGACUUAAUUAGAUUUCUUAAUUAGACCGUUUAUCUGUCAAAACAGUCCAGCCCAGGCGUCUACCGAGUGUGAUGCAGUAAGUCUUUCCGUCAGAGAUCAUAAUAUAGCUGCAGCGUCCCCUGCUCCCUGAAAAAUCAAUUCUCUGCGUUUUUUUUGCUCACCCAAGAUUGUUUUCUCUCUCACUGUUGGAACUAAAAAUAUGUUCAUUGUUCCUUUAUUUUAAUCAGUUUACAUUGAAUUCCCCUGCCAAUACAGAAACGGGGAAGAAUGGGAAUAAAGCAACAGGAAGUUAAAUGUGAAAAUGUUCCACUGUGGUGUGUAACCCCCCAGUGACACGCUCCAAAAUAAUGUAGAAAAGUCUACCCAGAUUUUCUCAUGAAAAUAGUUGUCACACUCUGGUGAAAGUGGACAGCGUCCUCACACACACACACACACACACACACACACACACACACGGAUGAAAACAUGCAGGCCUCCAUCCUCCUUGUCCUUUGUCAACAAUGACUCAGGUCCUAUGCGUGUCAGUGGGCGGAGCCAAGCCGCAAGACAGCAGUCUGGUUCUUCCUGUUUUGUUCCUGCACAUGUUGUUAAGUGUGUGCGGGUGUGUUGUACACCUGAAAGUGACUUUGCCGUUUGUGUUUAGAUAGAAAAGGUGUCAGGUUUUCCAUUGACACACACAGGCACAUGCACGCUUUAAAAAAAAAAAAAACAUCAAGUAAAAGGACACGACCUUUCACCUCUGUCACACAUUAACAUUUGCUACUGUGAGGUUCGGUAUCAAUAUUAUUGAUUCACUAAGCAAAUUCUCCAUGAAUGGCUUUGUUUGGUCUUUUUGUGAAGUCUUAUUAGUGGCGGCCAUUUUUGUUAUCCUGCCAUAACUCUUUCAAAACACUUAAUUCCAUAAUAGAGCAAUAGUUGGCUAAAUAGAUACAAUAGAUGGGCGCUAAACUGUUAAAUAAUAUUGUCUGAAAAUAAGAAAUUGAACAUUGAUGUGUCGUUGGUACUGCAGUUUUGCGGCAUCUCUGUGUGAAAGAGGCGUAUGAAUGAGACUGUCAUGCCACGUAGGUGAGAAAUAGGUGAGUGGACGGUUGCGAACUUUCCACUCUCCCACUUGGACACUCGGGCAGCGUCUCUGUGUGCCUCUCAUCUGCUUUUAUUACACAGACAGGUACAUUUGACAGAAGGCCCGCCCCUUUGGCUGUCAUUGGCUGUCUUGGCGCCUCCUCCUCGCUGCCAAGGGAAGUUUCUCUGCAGUGGCGGUCCGCAUUUCACUGAUGACCACCCUGAGUGUCUGAGUGUGUGUGUUUGUCCCUGUGUGUGCCUGUGCUGGCAUGUGGUACAGAAUGGAGGACGGGGUAGCAGGGGGGAACAGUUCAUGCUGAGGAUGAUGAGGAUGGGCUUCCCUCAGCCGUCGCAGGCUCAGGUGAGCCCCGGGCUCCAGACUGAGUGUUAGCCAUGUUGGGUCAGGCCCAGUCGACCACCAGCACGCUGCAGCUGGUUGCCAACGACAUGAGCGGCAUCAUGGAGACGCUGGAUGCCCGUGAGCUGGACACGGACGACAGCCACUAUCACACCACCGAUGCCGGAGUACCAGCAAAGACUUUGCCCUUCAUGGCUGUCUACAACACGGUGGGCUUCAAGGAGAGCAAGGCCGACGUCUUCCUGUCCUCGCCCAUCACCGCCAAGAUCCUGGAGGUGGAGCGCUUCACGUCAGCCCAGGACCGCUUCAACGUGAGCCAGCAGCGGAGCGUCAGCAAGUCCAUGCCUGCCGUGUACAAGAUCGAAAUGAAGCACGGCGAGUUCACCUGGUUGGUGAAGAAGAAGGAGAAGCACUUCCUGGAUCUGCACCGAGACCUGCGCACCUACAAGGCCGUCAUGAGUCUGCCUCGGCUGACACGCAGCCACACCCUGAGGAGGCCGGCGGACGAGAGGGACAUUCCCAACCUGCCCAGAAGCGGCGGAGAGGAGCUGGCCAGAGAGGAGCAAGUAUCCAGCAGGAAGAAACAACUAGAAGAUUACCUCAACAAGCUCCUGAAGAUGCCCAUGUACCGGCACUACCCCGGCAUGAUGGAAUUCAUUGACGUCAGCCAGCUGUCAUUCAUCCACGAUCUGGGCCCAAAGGGCUUAGAAGGAAUGGUGCUGAAGCGAUCUGGCGGCCAUCGGAUUCCUGGCUUAAACUGCUGCGGUCAGAGCAAGAUGUGUUACCGCUGGUCCAAACGCUGGCUGGUGGUGAAGGACUCCUUCCUGCUGUACAUGAAGCCCGACUCGGGCGCCAUCUCCUUCGUGAUGCUCUUCGACAAGGAGUUCAGCAUCAAGAUGGACUCUAAGGACACGGAGACGCAGCAUGGCGUGCGCGUGGACAGCCUCUCCAGGUCGCUGGUGCUCAAGUGCAGCAGCUACAGACACGCCCGCUGGUGGGGGCAGGCCAUCGAGGGCUUCGUGCACAAGCACGGUGGCGCCUUCCUCACCGACCACCGCUUCGGCUCCUUCGCCAUGCAGGAGGAGAACGUCCCGGCCAAAUGGUACGUGAAUGGGAAGACCUACAUGGAGGACGUGGCCAACGCUCUGGAGGAGGCCAAGGAGGAAAUCUUCAUCACAGACUGGUGGUUGAGUCCGGAGAUCUUCCUCAAGAGGCCCAUCGUGGAGGGAAACCGCUGGCGUUUGGAUCACGUGCUGAGACGUAAAGCGCAACAAGGAGUGCGUGUCUUCGUGAUGCUCUACAAGGAAGUGGAGCUGGCGCUGGGCAUCAACUCAGGCUACAGCAAGCGAACGCUCAUCCACCUUCACCCCAACAUCAAGGUGAUGCGUCACCCCAACCACGUCUCGUCCGCCGUCUACCUGUGGGCGCAUCACGAGAAGAUCAUCGUCAUUGAUCAAUCUGUGGCCUUUGUGGGCGGGAUCGACCUGGCGUAUGGCCGCUGGGAUGACCGAGAGCACCGACUGACGGACGUGGGGAGCGUGACCUUCUCGCACCAGGACCAGGUCGAGGAAUCUACCGCCAAUGCGACCGCUCAAGCCAACGGUAGUGGCGGCGUGUCCGGCGGCCACACGAACGCCGCAUUCUCGGCGGACGACACGGUGGUGCAACCAAAGCUCAAGGGUCAGGGAAGGAUGAGGAGGAUGAAGAUGAGCAUCAAGAGGCACCUGCAGAAACACGGCCUGUCUCACCCCGAUAGCGACGACGAGCUGGACGACGAAGACCGAAACGAGGCGGAGCGAAAUCUGCAGUCGGACGUUGGCGAUUUGUGCGGGAAUACUCGCUUCUGGCACGGAAAAGAUUACUGCAACUUUGUGCACAAGGACUGGAUAGAGCUGGAUAAACCUUUUGAUGAUUUCAUAGACCGACACAUCACUCCCAGAAUGCCCUGGCACGACAUCGCCUCCGUGGUUCACGGCAAAGCUGCCCGCGACGUCGCCAGACACUUCAUUCAGCGAUGGAACUUCACAAAGAUCGUGAAGCCCAAAUAUCGUUCCCUGUCCUUUCCGUAUCUGCUGCCCAAGUCGCACACCUCCGCCGGAGAGCGGCGCUAUCAAGUCCCCGGAUGCACCACCACUAAAGUUCAGAUCCUUCGCUCGGCGUCGGAUUGGUCGGCUGGCAUCAAGUACCAUGAAGAGUCCAUCCACAACGCCUACGUGCACACCAUCGAGAACAGCCAGCAUUUCAUCUACAUAGAAAAUCAGUUCUUCAUCAGCUGCGCGGACAACAGGCACGUUUUCAACAAGAUCGGCGACGCCAUCGCCGAGCGUAUCAUCAAAGCGCACAGGGAAGGUAAAAAGUACCGCGUGUACGUGGUCACGCCUCUGCUGCCCGGCUUUGAGGGUGACAUCAGCACCGGAGGAGGCAGCGCCAUCCAGGCCAUCAUGCACUUUAACUACAGGACCAUGAACAGAGGCGACCAGUCCAUCAUCUCGCAGCUGAAAAGAGAGAUGGGAGACCAGUGGAUCAACUAUAUCUCCAUCGCCGGCCUGAGGACGCACUCCGAGCUGGAGGGGAAGCUGGUCACAGAGCUCAUUUACGUGCACAGCAAGAUGCUCAUCGCCGAUGACAACACCGUCAUCAUCGGCUCAGCCAACAUCAACGACCGCAGCAUGCUGGGAAAGCGGGACAGCGAGGUGGCGGUGAUCGUGGAGGACUCGGAGACUGUGACGUCGGUGAUGGACGGGAUGGAGUACCAAGCGGGACGCUUUGCUCUGCAGCUUCGCCUGGAGUGCUUCAAGACAAUUCUGGGCGCUCACACGGACACCACCAUCGAUGUGUCGGACCCCAUCAGUGAUCAGUUCUACAAGGAGGUCUGGAUGAGCACGUGCGCUCGUAACGCCACCAUCUACCAGAGGGUUUUCCGAUGUCUACCAUCCAGCGACGUCCGAAACCUCCUUGAGCUGGAGAGCUACCUGGCCAAGCAGGGCCUGGACAAGGAGGACAUGGCCCGAGCUCGUGAAGAGCUGAAGAAGAUCCGCGGUUUUGUAGUGCAGUUCCCAUUGCAGUUCCUGUCCGAGCAGAACCUUCUCCCUCCUAUCGGCUCCAAAGAGGCCAUGAUGCCCAUGGAGGUGUGGACCUGAGCCCCCAGUGUGUCUGACUCACAGGACUUCAUCCAAACUUUUUUUUUGCCCCCCCCAAACCUCAUCUCACCGCUCAUUAACACCACGUCAGAUGAAAUAAUGACGUCCCUCCCGCUGCAAAACGAAGGCAGACGAGUGGAGAUGCUGAGUGACAUCAUCUUAACAGGUCGUCAUGGUGACGCAAGCAGCUUCUCAGCAGCAGUGAGGUGGUGAACGUCCUGCAGGCAGAAGAAUAGAUGAUGUAUGCAACGUCCAUGAGUAGGGAACGCCAGGAAGACACUACAAGCCUCAGCUCCCGCCUCCUGGCCACGCCCCUUGGCCACGCCUGCUUCUACGUGUGAUAUUUACAUCAAAUCCCAAGUGCCAAAUGUAUGAUAGACCUCCACUGCUGAUUCUGUGCUAUCCAUCCAACGACCACGUGACCAUUGGAACAUGGGCACUUGUGACGUGUUCAAGUGUCAUCUGCGGACUUGUGGUAUUUCUCCAAAACAUGUGAAGGCAGCAUGUUCCUCCGUGAUGAUAGUGGUCUGCAUGUACUCCUCUUCGGAGUCUUCCUCUCUACCUCGCUGUGCUCCUACCUCCCGCCGCAGCUUUUGUCAUGGAUUCCCUCGUCCUCUUAAAGUUGCCUUGAAACGGCAAGCAACAGCAGCAACAGGAAGUGAGUUCUCCGCAUGUGUCCCUCCAACUCGUCAACACUGUGUCUCCACCAAAAUGCUAAGUUUGCACAGACUGUCGUGUUCAUGUGGCGAACGUGCUCGUGCAAAUAAAGAAAUAAUGAGGUUCAUGAA
Molecule: messenger RNA, 6681 nt
Organism: Doryrhamphus excisus (bluestripe pipefish)
Lineage: Eukaryota; Metazoa; Chordata; Actinopteri; Syngnathiformes; Syngnathidae
Gene: pld1b
Product: phospholipase D1b
Biological process (GO): intracellular signal transduction; phosphatidic acid biosynthetic process; phospholipid catabolic process
Cellular component (GO): plasma membrane region; intracellular membrane-bounded organelle
Molecular function (GO): phosphatidylinositol binding; D-type glycerophospholipase activity
Source: RefSeq, a predicted model, not a curated record